ACGACAUGAGCUCUACAUGAACCACGUAAAAUGCUUUAAGACGCUUUCGGCGUUUGUCUUUCAUCCGUCUAAACCAAGGACAAGCCUGAAGCGGAGCUAUACUUCACGACCAGGUGUAACACUGUCUUAAGCCUGAGGGUGGCAGAAUGCCGGAGCAGAGCAACGACUAUCGUGUGGUGGUGUUCGGGGCUGGGGGAGUGGGGAAGAGCUCCCUGGUCCUGCGCUUCGUGAAGGGCACCUUCAGGGACACCUACAUCCCCACAGUGGAGGACACCUACCGCCAGGUGAUCAGCUGUGAUAAGAGCGUGUGCACCUUGCAGAUCACCGACACCACAGGGAGUCACCAGUUCCCGGCUAUGCAGCGCCUGUCCAUCUCCAAAGGCCACGCCUUCAUCCUGGUCUACUCCAUCACAAGCAAACAGUCCCUGGAGGAGCUCAAACCCAUUUAUCAACAGGUCCUGGCCAUUAAGGGCAAUGUCGAGGCAAUCCCCAUCAUGCUUGUUGGCAACAAGAGCGACGAGACCCAGCGGGAGGUGGAGACCAAGGACGGGGAGGCUCAGGCCAAUCAGUGGAAGUGCGCCUUCAUGGAGACGUCGGCCAAGACCAACCACAAUGUAACCGAGCUCUUCCAGGAGCUCCUCAACCUGGACAAGAAGAGGAACAUGAGCCUCAACAUCGACGGCAAGCGCUCAGGGAAGCAGUCCCGCGCAGAGAGACUGAAGGGCAAAUGCAGCGUGAUGUAAAGCCGAAUGCAAGAGAGGAGGAGAGGGGAGGUGGAGGUGAGAGAGA
Messenger RNA from Thunnus maccoyii (southern bluefin tuna), 789 nucleotides. It is a transcript of the gene diras1b, whose product is annotated as DIRAS family, GTP-binding RAS-like 1b. Lineage: Eukaryota; Metazoa; Chordata; Actinopteri; Scombriformes; Scombridae. Gene Ontology annotation, molecular function: GTP binding; GDP binding; GTPase activity. Bases 147 to 743 code for a protein of 198 amino acids. Gene Ontology annotation, cellular component: plasma membrane. The record is from RefSeq and is a predicted model, not a curated record. The transcript is spliced from 3 exons. Gene Ontology annotation, biological process: signal transduction.